Messenger RNA from Triticum aestivum (bread wheat), 1799 nucleotides. RefSeq names its product serine/arginine repetitive matrix protein 1. The record is from RefSeq and is a predicted model, not a curated record. The transcript is spliced from 2 exons. Gene Ontology annotation, molecular function: calmodulin binding. The coding region runs from base 439 to 1605 and encodes 388 amino acids. Lineage: Eukaryota; Viridiplantae; Streptophyta; Magnoliopsida; Poales; Poaceae.
GAACAAGCUCCUUCCUUGUUCGAGUCUCAAGCACAUUAGUUAAAGGAGGAAUUAUGAAGCUCAGCUACCACCAACACCGACACCAUCAAUUCAUCUCCUUUCCUUGACCUGAUCGCCUCCUACCACAUGCACAUUGUAGACCUACAUAUUCCGGUCCUGGGAGAGGUGGCGACACCAGUCUGAGCUGAGGGAAGCCAGCCACGCCUCACUGGCGUGUUCUGACCAGCGCUAGCACCAGGCUUGACCAGUCCGCUCAGAAAUCAACAAGAACAGCCUACCUUCUUCAUCUUCUUCUUCUUCUUCUUAGCAGGAUUUUGCUAUUUGUUUUUGGCUUUGGUCCAGAAGAAUGGAGCGGGCCGAGUGAAGCGGGCAUCGAUUCUACUGAAUUAGAAAUCAGCUGGAUCGAGGGAGGGAAUUAAGAGCUUCAACUUGUCACCAAUGGAGGCCAUGACUGCAAAAGGCGGCCCGAAGCCCGUCCCCAACUAUCUUCGGCCAUCAACCGGGUCGUGCCACGAUGCAUGCAAGCACGGCGGGCAUCACGCGUUCGAGGAGAAACAAGCUCCAAGGGCCCAACCCAAACCCCGGAAGAAGCAGCAGCCGUCAGCUUCAGAUGAACAGAAGAGAAGGCUGGUCAAGGUACGGUCGGUGUCACGCAGGCGUGUCGGAGAUUUCAGCAAACCCGACAAGGCCGAUACGCCGGCCGGUGGGAGCGAGAUUGUUGUCGAGUGGAAGGACAUCGUGGCCUACGAUGCAGCGCCAGUGCCAGUUCCAGCUCCAGCCGAUGGACCAUCUCAUCAACAACCUGAUGGGAGGAAGAAGAGUGAUGUGAUGAAGGGGAAAACACCAUUUGCCAAGACCACCCAUCCGGAGGCUCCUGUCAAGAACCCAACCGAAUCACUGAACAAGAGGCUGGCUAAGACCGUCAGGUCGACGCUCACCAGGAAGGCCUCCAUCAAGAAGCCUCAAGCCGCCGCUAACAGUUCACCUUCUGACAAGAAGGGGGCUGGCAAGCCUCCGAAAGCCAAGAAAUCCGCGACAUUGCCCGUCGAAAACAAGGAAAUUGUCCAGGGUGGCGCAACUAAUGAUGUUAAACAGGGGAAGUCACUCUACCCUCCCGACCAAGAAGAGCAUGUGUCCAAUGCUGAAUCAAGCAGGCCCAUCCCGGCACAUCGGAGGGCCAAUAGCAUGAGUAUCAGCAGCCGAUCGGUGCGCUUUCCGUUCAGCCGACAACCGAGCAACAACUCGGCCACCUUCAAGCUGCGCUCCAAGAGCAGCAAGGCGCCCAUCCUCCCAUCCGAACAAGACAAGCCCACGCGGCUCAGAUUCAGAAAGGGGAGAGCAGCCGGCGAGGGGUCCAGCGGCGGCAUCCAGCUCAGGGCCAGGAGCCUGCGGAGGCGAGGGAGCGGCAUCUCAGGCAGCGCAACAGGCUUCAUGGUGCCAGAGGUGACGCUGAGGCACCAAAAGACGCUGGAGAGGAAGAAGAGCCGGAGGCUGUCCAACAACCUGAUCGAGGAGACGGCGAGCAGGCUGGCCAAGAGCAGGAAGAGCAGGGUCAAGUCCCUUGUUGGGGCUUUUGAAACUCUUUUCUCCAAGAUCGGAAAGUAGGGUUCAGCAGCCGCAUUGCACCAACGUUUUGUUUUGUUUGUCCAUGGGUUGAUUCUGUUUCUGCUAGUUCAAUCAGGCAGAGCUGAAAGCAAAGUCGAUGCUUUCUCUCAGCUUCUUGUAAUUUUAUGAAACAAAUUGUAUUCGAUGAUCGCAUGGAAGCAGUUCAUCUUCAGGUUCAGGUCCUGCAAACUUAA